UACAGCUGCGAAAAGUACGCCGUUUCUCUCGCCGGCACCAACGGGCUCUGACCGAUCCCUGACUCCCGUUCUACCUCAGUCGGCUACGACAACGUUGCCCUAAAUUACCAAUCUUCCGGAAAGACGUUCAAACCGAAUAUUGAACCUGUCGUACCCGUGGAUUUGGGAUCUUAUUUGUCCGGCGGAUCGGGCGCAGACACACCUCCCUCAUCCAACUAUGCAUGCUCUGGCCGCCUCUUCGCCGAGGCGCUUGCUCGGCUCUCCAUGCAUGGGAAAACCCUCAAGCAGUUCAAGCGCCUAACGCUAGUUCUGAACGAGGACGGUCAGGUACAACUGAUCUCUUCUAACAACGCGCGCGCGCUGAAAAACUGGGACAUCGUCGCCGUCCAACCUUGCACUGAAAAAAUAUUUUUGCAAUGUGUCCAGUCGAGUUAUGUGGAUCUAAUUACCUUCAACGUUCAAGAAAAGCCGUUCAGAAUCCAGCGCUCCGUGGCAAAGCAAGCCAUUGACCGCGGUAUCCAUUUCGAAAUCAACAUCUCUCAAAUCCUACUCUAUCCAAAGUCAAGAAAAGCAGCCAUGACCAACGCUCGACGAAUUGUAGAGGCCACACUUGGGAGAAACAUCAUUAUCACCUCCGGCGCAGAUCAAGUCACAGGCCUCAGGUCGCCUCACGACCUUGCUAACUUGGGACUCUUUCUAGGACUCGGAGCUGCAUCAUGCAAAGAGGCGCUGACGACAAAUCCCAAAAAGCUAAUAUCCCAUGCAGCCACUCGAAAAACAUUCAAAGGCAUACUUCAAAUUACAGAAAUACCAACUCUCUUACCAGACGAGCAAUGGAUCGUACCAGACAACGCAAUAAAAAACCAAAAAGAAACAAGCGACCAAUCGGAUAGUCGAGAACAAACAGACUCACCUCCAACGCGAAAAAGAAAGAGACAAAACUAAGACACCCUUUUUGCAACGACUGUUGCCUUUUUUUUGAAGCCGUGCGCCC
Molecule: messenger RNA, 994 nt
Organism: Schistocerca gregaria
Lineage: Eukaryota; Metazoa; Arthropoda; Insecta; Orthoptera; Acrididae
Exons: 2
Coding region: 265-945 (226 amino acids)
Biological process (GO): tRNA processing
Cellular component (GO): nucleolar ribonuclease P complex
Molecular function (GO): RNA binding
Source: RefSeq, a predicted model, not a curated record